GCAACGGUGCGGUGGCCUGGAACCCCGGAAUAGCGGCGGGCGGGGCCUAAAGUUCCGAAGUCCCUGGGGCGCGGCUUCCUUGGGGAUUUAAUUCAGGCCAAUAAUGUUUUCUUGAGCGCCUAUUGUGAAUCGGGCACUGAGCGCUAAGCCUGGGAGAAACAGGUGAAUGUAACUGGGGAAAAGUCAUUCCCAGUGUGUAGCGUCUAGGGCAGCCUUUGCCCUGGUUCCUGCAGGUGGGUUGUCUGUUCCUAGUCUGUGCAUUUCUGAAGACCCCAGGGUGAAGGGCUGCAAGGAUUAAGCUCUCCCAGAAUAUCUCCAGAAUGCAGAUCCCUUGGCUGUCAGGUCGCUUUCUCCCUUCCUCUCAGCUGUUCUCCCGACCAUAUAAGGAGAGGCAGCAGCUGGGGGCGUCCUUAGGAUCUAAAGAUAGCGUCCCUUGCCCAGAACUCUAAAUGCCACCCUGGAGCGGGAGCCGCAAUGGCACGGCAGCAUGCCAGGACCCUGUGGUACGACAGGCCCAAGUAUGUGUUCAUGGAGUUUUGUGUUGAGGACAGUACCGAUGUCCACGUGCUUAUUGAGGAUCACCGCAUUGUGUUCAGCUGCAAGAAUGCCGAUGGAGUGGAAUUGUACAAUGAAAUUGAGUUCUAUGCCAAAGUGAACUCCAAGGACUCCCAGGAUAAGCGCUCUUCCCGCUCUAUUACCUGCUUUGUGAGGAAAUGGAAGGAAAAGGUGGCCUGGCCCCGGCUUACCAAGGAGGAUAUCAAGCCAGUGUGGCUGUCUGUGGACUUUGAUAACUGGAGAGACUGGGAAGGGGAUGAAGAGGUGGAGCUGGCUCAUGUGGAACAUUAUGCAGAGCUUUUGAAGAAGGUCAGCACCAAGAGACCUCCACCUGCCAUGGAUGACCUGGAUGAUGAUGCUGACAGUGCGGCUGCAACAAGUAAUUAACUUUCUGUGAUGGCAAAGCUGGAAGGUGGCUGUGGCUAUCUUCCAGUUGUUCUGGAAAGCUAGUGCUUAGGCCUUUGUGAGCGCUUUGGCUGUGCACCAAGUUCCUCCGGGACCUCUGAACUUUCCUAGAAGCUCUUCAUUAAGGUUCUUCCUUCAUGCUUGUCUUCCUCCUAGGCGCUCGACUGUAGCUCCAAAUCAGAUAGGGUCAGGGAGGAGUAGACUCACAGGGCUUCUGAUUUCUUACUGAUUGGUUUCUAACCUCUCUAUUUAGGCCACUUGAUUAUUUGAGUACGUGUGUGUGUGGUGAAACAAAAGCCAAAGAAGAAGCAUGCAGAUUACAGAAAUCUCUAGUUUGUGUGCAUAUAGGGCAAAGCAAACAGCCAAAGAAGAAACACAGAUCAUAUAAUAAAUCUCUAGGAACUGUUC
This is a messenger RNA of Sapajus apella (tufted capuchin), 1368 nucleotides long. It is a transcript of the gene PTGES3L, whose product is annotated as prostaglandin E synthase 3 like. The coding region runs from base 475 to 942 and encodes 155 amino acids. Gene Ontology annotation, biological process: chaperone-mediated protein complex assembly; protein folding. The record is from RefSeq and is a predicted model, not a curated record. Gene Ontology annotation, molecular function: Hsp90 protein binding; protein-folding chaperone binding. Gene Ontology annotation, cellular component: nucleus; cytosol. The transcript is spliced from 7 exons. NCBI's taxonomy places the organism in Eukaryota, Metazoa, Chordata, Mammalia, Primates, Cebidae.